UUGGAAAUGGCGUCGUCGAAAGCGCAGGUGGAGAAGGCGCAGCUGCGGCAGACCUACCGGAACGAAUGGCACUCCGAUCUCAUCUCCACAAUAACUGCUGAUGCACCAUAUUGCUGUUUUACGGUUUUCUGUCCACAAUGUGCAUCAUACAUGCUUCGAAAGCGAGCUCUUUACGAUGAUAUGUCGAGGUAUGUUUGCUGUGGUGGUUAUAUGCCCUGCAGUGGUCGUUGCGGAGAAAGCAAAUGCCCUGAGUUCUGCCUUUGUACUGAGGUCUUCUGUUGCUUUGCAAAUUCUGUGGUAUCAACUCGUUUCCUUCUGCAAGAUCAGUUUAAUAUACACACGACGGAAUGUGAUAACUGCAUCAUUGGUUUCAUGGUUUGUCUUCAACAACUCGCCUGCAUAUGUUCCCUUAUCGCAAUGGUUGCUGGUAGUGAGGAGAUAUCAGAGGCCUCUCAGUUGCUCAAUUGCAUUUCUGAUUGGGUCUAUUGCACGUGA
Daucus carota subsp. sativus is the source of this 495-nucleotide messenger RNA. RefSeq lists its product as uncharacterized. The record is from RefSeq and is a predicted model, not a curated record. The transcript is spliced from 5 exons. Lineage: Eukaryota; Viridiplantae; Streptophyta; Magnoliopsida; Apiales; Apiaceae. The coding region runs from base 7 to 495 and encodes 162 amino acids.